Messenger RNA from Boeremia exigua, 2538 nucleotides. RefSeq lists its product as uncharacterized. The coding region runs from base 497 to 2437 and encodes 646 amino acids. Gene Ontology annotation, biological process: peptidyl-lysine monomethylation. Gene Ontology annotation, molecular function: protein-lysine N-methyltransferase activity. The record is from RefSeq and is a predicted model, not a curated record. NCBI's taxonomy places the organism in Eukaryota, Fungi, Ascomycota, Dothideomycetes, Pleosporales, Didymellaceae. Gene Ontology annotation, cellular component: nucleus. The transcript is spliced from 2 exons.
CGGAGUACACGAAAGCUCAAAGAAGGCAUCGGUGACGCUUGGAAAGCUUGAAAACGUCUCGCCGUUGCAUGGAUUGGAACUAAACUGAUCAAGACGAAAACUGGAUACGCAAAACUCAUCUUUCAACGCCCCUCACCGCUCGCCGAAGCGCCAUCACCACAGAGCAUCGUCCGACUCCUGCAUCGACCCUGCGUCCCCGCUGGCUCGCUCGCAACCUCUGCAAAAUCUUCUCUGACUCUGUUCCUGUCCUGUCUGUUCGUCCGCUCGGUAUCCGCUGUCAUCCGAUUUCCGUGCACUACAUCGAGAUUUGCGCCGAGGCCGAUUUGCUCGUGAAAUUCUAAGCUGGUUCGACAAAUCAUUCACUCGCGCGACAAAUCAACUACUCGCCAAGCCGUUUGCAUCUCCGAUUAUCACCAUUCGCACUUCGGUUCGGGUUUCAAGUCUAUCCGAUUUGGUGGGACAGAAGCUCCGUCAGCCAGCCCUAGAACCGCACAUCAUGUCAUCAGACGAGCCCCAAUCCGGGCCUACCAUCGAUACCUCAUCAAGCUCGAGUUACAGUUUCAGUAAACAUCCGUUGACCGAGGACCUCUUGUCCUGGUUCACUCAGAACGGAGGCUGGCUGAGCCCGGAUGUCCAAGUUGUCUACAACGAGUCGCAAGGCCGUCACAUGCGGGCGCUGAGACCGACAACUCCGGAGGUCGUGACUUGCCCGUUAAGGCUGACGCUUUCAAGCCUCAACCUAGACCCUGACCAGAAAGAGGUGCUACCGAUCACGAGCCCUCUGCAGCAAUGUCGUGGCAGGUUACCUGAUCAUAUACUAACAUAUCUUCUCCUGAUUGAACAGCGCAUCAAAGGCAAGGAGUCACCAUGGCACAGCUACAUCGCAUGUCUGCCUGGACCGGAGAGUAUGACGACGCCUCUUUGGUUCGAUGAUAAGGAUGUGGCGUUUCUUGCUGGCACCAGCUUGUCUCCUGCUCUCAAAGAAAGAAAGGCAGACUAUCAAAAGCAAUCUGAAGACGCUGUCAGCGUGAUGAAAGAAGUCGGCGUUAGUUGGGCUGAUCAAGUAGACUUCAAAUCUUUCCUCUGGGCCGCUACGAUAUUUACCUCUCGAGCAUUCAUCUCAACACACAUUCUGCCAGAGAUAGAGACGAUUCCAAUCCUGUUCCCAGUCGUCGACAUCCUCAACCACUCCGUCACCGCCAAGGUGGAGUGGGACUUUCGGCCUCAUCAAUCUUUCACCCUCCGCUGUCUCGACAGCUCAACCUUUACUGCCAACGAAGAACUAUACAACAACUAUGCCCCGAAGCAGAAUGACGAGCUGCUCCUCGGGUACGGUUUCUGUCUGCUUGACAACCCGAUCGAGCAGUUUGCUCUGAAACUAGCCUUCCAACCUGAGCUCAUGCAGUACGCCACGCAAAUGGGACUGAUGAAGCCCGAGAGCGUGCCAUUUGGUAUGGACACAUCGUUCCUGAAAACAGACCCGAAUAAAGAACAACACUUUCUUCGUGCCAAAGGUCAUCCAUUCGGGCGGUACCAGAAUUCUAUUUCAUUCUUCCGCGGUGUGCCUCCCUUCAUCGUACACUUUUUCUUCAUCCAGACAAUUCUGUCUCACGACAUCAGUCUAGACAGCAUCAACGGCGAAAGGCCUGAUGAGAAAGUCACCGUGCAGAUCCUGGCCUUGCUACACCAGGCGCUCACGCAGCGCAGCUCUACUCUCCCACUCACCUUCGCCGCGGAACCGACCAACGUCAAGCAGCAGUUCGCUAAGAUCUACCGCGACGGCCAAGCGAAGAUUGUCCACGCUGUACGUACCGAGCUGCAGUCCGCCAUCAACACCCUCCGCGUCCCUCCCAACACCGCGCUGCCCCAGCGCUCAGCCCUCCUGACCAUCUCCAACGGCCUGGCUGCUCUGCGUGCCGAGUACCCCUCUGCCGCUGCCACCUUCGAAGCAGGCCUGAAGAAGCACCAACUCGACAGCCCGCAGGACGAGCGACUCAUAUGGACCAUCCUCCUCGUCACAUACGCCGCUCUGAUCCUCACCAACGCCGACGACGCCAGCGGCGUCAACUCUUCCCUCCUGGCGUCGCUCACUGCCUCACAUCCCCUGCCGAGGCUUGAGGACGGCAUCGAGGACGCGGAAACAUAUUCCUUCCUCGACGAUCACCUCGACGACUUCCUCACUCUGGACGGCCAGCCAGUAGACCUAGGCCCCAGCGAUAUACUCGACGAUCUAGGACUUACGUUUGUCAAGGCUCAGGGGGGUGAGGCUGCGUUUGUUGACGGGCCGACGGAGAAUCUGGGUGUCAGGCUGGUCAUGUGGGGUAUGGGUGUUGCGCAGGCUGAUGUGCUGCCUGUUGUUGGGUCAGACAGAGUAGAAAUGUGUUUAUUUGUUCAGGCUUGCGGGUCAAAGGGGGAGUGGAUGGAUAGUGAAGUAUGAAGCAUGUGGAGGCUGCGGGAGCUGCCCUUCUUUGCCUCUUGUAGAAGAUGUUAGAAACUUUCGUGGGGGGCGGACAUGUAAAUUCAUCUGGCGGAAAGCCA